AUGGCGUCCAACGACCCCAAUUCGAGCACGAAUGAGCAGUCUCAGGCCUCGGAUGAAGCCCGUCCUGAUGUCGCUGCUGCCGUUGAUGAACUUCUCAACUCCUUGUCCAACAAAUUCGCCAGCGUUUCCUCAGAGAUAUUUGCCAAGAUGGACGAAAUGUCGAGGAGAAUUGACAAGCUCGAGGCAGAGCUAGUAGAGAGCAAAGCGGGCGAAGGUACCCCUUCCAAACCGCAAUAG
This is a messenger RNA of Clonostachys rhizophaga, 237 nucleotides long. The record is from the annotation of a GenBank genome assembly. Lineage: Eukaryota; Fungi; Ascomycota; Sordariomycetes; Hypocreales; Bionectriaceae.